Messenger RNA from Echinops telfairi (small Madagascar hedgehog), 4731 nucleotides. It is a transcript of the gene AMIGO1, whose product is annotated as adhesion molecule with Ig like domain 1. Gene Ontology annotation, biological process: brain development. Gene Ontology annotation, molecular function: protein binding. Lineage: Eukaryota; Metazoa; Chordata; Mammalia; Afrosoricida; Tenrecidae. The transcript has 2 exons. The record is from RefSeq and is a predicted model, not a curated record. The coding region runs from base 90 to 1622 and encodes 510 amino acids.
GUGCGGCGCCGCCUCGGGAGGCCGCGACGGAGCUCCCGGACCCGCCAUGGGCUGAGACGCGUCCUCUCCGAGCAGAACACGCCUGGGUGAUGCCCUUCCAGAGCUUCCUUGUGGCCUGCCUCACGCUCCCCAGCGACACUAUGCAACCCCAGCGUGACCUGCGAGGCCUCUGGCUCCUGCUGCUGACCUUGUUCCUGCUCCUCUUUGAGGUGUCCAGAGCUGGCCGUCCUAUGGUUAGCUGUCCGGCCGCCUGUCUGUGUGCCAGCAACAUCCUCAGCUGCUCCAAGCAGCAGCUGCCCAGCGUGCCCCAGGCCCUGCCCAGCUAUACGGCCCUGUUGGACCUCAGCCACAACAACCUGAGCCGCCUGCGGGCUGAGUGGACGCACACCCGCCUGACCCACCUGCACACCCUGCUGCUGAGCCACAACCGCUUGAACUUCAUCUCCUCUGAGGCCUUUUCCCCGGUGCCCAGGCUGCGCUACCUAGACCUCUCCUCCAACCAGCUGCACACCCUGGACGAGUUCCUUUUCAGCGAGCUGCAGGUCCUGGAGGUGCUGCUGCUCUACAACAACCACAUCGCCGAGGUGGACCGCAGCGCCUUCGAGGACAUGGGCCAGCUGCAGAAACUCUACUUGAGCCAGAACCAGAUCACCCGCUUCCCGCUUGAGCUGGUCAAGGAAGGCACCAAGCUGUCCAAGCUGACGCUCCUGGACCUCUCCUCCAACAAGCUGAAUAUGCUGCCCUUGACUGACCUGCAGAAGCUGCCCGCAUGGAUCAAGAACGGGCUGUACCUGCACAACAACCCCCUUCACUGCGACUGCAAGCUGUACCAGCUCUUCUCCCACUGGCAGUACCGGCAGCUGAGCUCGGUGACGGACUUCCACGAGGAUCUCUACUGCAAGAACUCCAAGAAGCUGUACAACGUCUUCAACAUGAGCUUUCUCAACUGCAACGAGUACAAGGAGCAGGCCACGGAGGCCCACCUGGGGGACAGGUUGACCAUCCAGUGUGACACCAAGCAGCAGGGGAUGACGAAGGUAUGGGUGACACCAAACAAUGAGCGGGUGCUAAGUGAGGUGGCCAAUGGGACGGCCAGCAUGUCUCCAGAUGGCAGCCUUGUUCUCCAUCAUGUCCAGGUGGAGGAUGGGGGUGUGUAUACCUGCUACGCCACGGGGGAGGCUUUCAAUGAGACACUGUCUGUGGAGAUCAAAGUGCACAAUUUCACCUUGCACGGACACCACGAAACCCUCAAUACAGCCUAUACCACCCUGGUGGGCUGUAUCCUCAGCGUGGUCCUGGUCCUUAUAUACCUGUACCUUACCCCUUGCCGCUGCUGGUGUCGGGGCGUCGAAAAGCCCUCCAGCCACCAGGGAGACAGCCUCAGUUCUUCCAUGCUUAGUACCACACCCAACCACGACCCUAUGGCUGGCGGGGACAAGGAUGAUGGCUUUGACCGGCGGGUGGCCUUCCUGGAACCUGCUGGACCUGGGCAAGGUCAAAACGGCAAGCUCAAGCCAGGCAACACCCUGCCGGUGCCCGAUGUGACAGGCAAGGGCCAGCGGAGGAUGUCGGAUCCCGAGUCGGUCAGCUCCGUGUUCUCCGAUACGCCCAUUGUGGUGUGAUCAGGGUGGGUUGGUGGGAAGAUUCUGCCCCAGGAGAGGUAAUGCACCCCUGAAGGAUACGAGGGGGUGGAAGAGAGGGCUGGCUGCCCAAGGGAGAGGGUUCCCCCACAAUCUGAAGAGAAUUAGUCACAGGUAGAGUGUAACUGCCAUCAUCUUCAAACGUGGUUAUAUUAAACCUCAGGCAAAGGCUACUCCCUGCCCCAAAGCCGGGCAACUCCGAAUGUGACCGAGGAGGAGUGUGGCUGCACUGGGUAGGAAUGAGGAGGGGUGAGGGAAAGCCCCAAACUUUUUCAAGAUCAUCCCUAGCUCCUUAAGGGAGAACCAUUCGGGAGGGGCUGUCAUAUUUUUCCCCAUCUCUGCCCACCUGCACCUGUGAUGCUGUGGGGUGGGGGUGAGGGGGAAGGUGGCCUUCCACAGGAGCCUCACUAGGGACAGGCUCUAGUACGUGCUUCCUGGCCAGUAAGUCCGACGUUACAGCCGAGGAUUCAGGAAAGGUGAAGACCCCAGUGGGUAACAUUCCCCAAAGUUGUUGUGAGACUUCCCAUCGGCACCAUCCUCCUCUUUCCCAAACAGCCUUGGGGUCAAGCCCUGGCCUGUUGCCUCUCAGGCAUGGCUGCAAAGUGAGAUGUGGCAUUUGUGCCUGGUUUUUUACCUAAUGGCACAGAGGGUCUACAGCAUGGACUGAAGGGGUGGUGGAGGGGGUCCAUGUCAGCACAGGUGCCAGCAGAAAACUUGUAGAACGCAGCGGGGGAGGGAGGGCAUGGCUGCAGAUUGCCUGGCUGGUCUGUGAAGCCCCUGGUUAGCGUUUGAUUCCCAGCACCUGUGUGGCAGACCAGGUUAGGCACUGCUGAAGGCAGAGCUUUUGUGGGAGAGCUUACCAGGGACAAAGGAUGGAGGGCCACAUCACAGUAGAGGGGUGGGGAUAAACCAGCCUCUCCUAUGUAGGAUCCUGCUGGACCUACCUGAAGUCCAGUGUAUGCUAACUCUUCAUUCAGUCUCAUCCAGCUUAGGUGGGGUUCCGAGUGUCCCCCAAUAUGCUGCUAUGCAAGGAGAGAGUCUGCUCCCUCUGGGUUAGACUGAGCUGGGGGUAGAGCAGACCUGGGAUCCCAGAGCUGCCUUGCUUCUCUCCCAGGGUUCUCGCCCCUGCUGCAAAGCCAGUCUGCCCAGAAUGGCAAUUUGAAGCAUGGAUUAGCGCUCUGUCCUCGCCACAAGGUUGCAGGCCAUCCUGUGGCAGACAGCCAAUGGCACCAAACUUUCCCAAGGGGUGGGGGUGGGGGGCCCCCCGCAACCCCCGCCCCUCUCAGCCAGAGGCCCCUGGACUUGUGGCUGUUAGGCCAGAGGAGCGCCACAGAAUGAGCCCAACGUUCCACCCAAGGUUGCAGAAUACUUUGGGUGUAGAGAUUCGGGCUCCCUUUCAGGUCUCUCUAGGCCCUGGGAGGUGGUUGCUCAGAGCUUUGGCCGGAGGUGAGCAGGGCAAAGGUGAAAUUGUUCUCUGAUGUCGGUCUUUUUCAGUCUCCCCCUUCUCUCCGCCCCCCCCCCCUUGCGUUCUGUGUCCAUUGGAAGUUCUCCAGAGCCUCUGCUUACCUGACGUGCUCUUUAGUUUCCCAGAGGGAUGAUUCCCUGAGGGGAAGGGUGUUUGCUCAGAGGACCAGGUUUAAGAUUGUGGGGGGUGGACUGGAACUCGGCCCCUCCCUUGUCUGUGCCUAGAUCUGAAGAUGGCUGUCUGCCCUGAGCGACCUCGUUUGGUCAAGAGAGGGUGCGGCAUUUCCCUCAAGUACCUGCAUGCUCAUAGGUGUGCAUGCUUACAGGUAUGCAUGCCCGCAGCACCUUAACUUCCACCAGGACAGGCCCUGCCCAUGCCCCCUCUCAGUGGUCUCCACCUCCGUGCACAAUUUCACGCACCCCGUUUUCUUAGCCUGUAGGAGAGACAGUUACCACGCCAGGCUCCCCAAAUACACAAUCACUUGUACUUGAAAUCUCUCAAUGCCCUGACACUUCACCCCCAUCUCCAUGGCACUGAAUUACUUCUCUGCAGGGGCUGGAGUUCGGGCCUCUCUGACAGAAGCCACUGGAAGGAGUGGGAGGAUAUAGCUGGUUCUUCCAGUCUCUUCCCUCAGAAACCUCCCUUUGCCUAAAGUCCAGGGUAGGAAUUUACGAGAACUAAGUCACUGAAGGGCCAGGAGCAAGCGGGCAGAGGCCCAAGCUGCUGUGCAUAGCUUUUCCUGUGCUAACUGCCCUGGAAAGGGGAGGGCGGCUGGUUCUGUUCCGGAGACUCCUGAGCACUUUGCUACUGGAGGCGUAGGAACAGGACUUCCUCUUCAGACUUACCAGGGAAAGUCUCCUGUCCAGGCUGCAGAUCCUCCUCCAGACCCCACUGAAGUUAAGGCUCUGAACAUCUGUAGGGGGCACAGCUAAUGAAGCAGGCUUCUGUAGGCAUGCUGGCCGAGCUUGUGAGAACUGGAGGGCCAGGUUCUUCCAAUGCCCUCUCCAGUUGUAAGGAACAAGGUGAGCCUGUGGCUCUAAGUCUCUUUACGGUACCACUGGUUGGGCCCCCGAAUUAGCAGUCUGGUGGAAGACACUGAGCCGGCUAGCCACAUGCCAUCACAGGUCUCAGUGGAUAGGACUCAGAGGUAACUGUUCCCUAGGGGUUACGUCACCAGCAUCAUGUGAGCUCACUGGAAGAAGCCCAAGAGAGAGGGCUGGGUCUGAUUAUAAGAGAAGGCUGAGCGAUCACUUCCUCCCCUCCCCAACCCAUGAACCAGACAUGGCUCCGAAAAUGUAGGUGUCAGAGAGAGUGUGACCGAGCUCUUCAAUCUAUGUGACUUAUUUGUGGUUUUCGUUUGGUUUUGGUUUUGGCCUGUGUGUAUGGGCUCCCAGAAAGGGGCUAGAAUUAGCGGGCACACCCCUCACGGGGUGGAAAGCGGAUGGGUCCCAGGUCUCUGUGUGUUCUGACCUUUGUACAUCCCUGUAGCCCUGCUGGCAAAGUGAGUGGGCUCCCCUGUGUCCAGGCCCCUGUUGCUCGCACUUGUGUACACCCAGGCUGGCAAACCUCAGAGCCUCUGGGCUCUGGAAACUAGAGAACGAUCAUUAAACCUGGCUUGAGUCUCUG